AUGACCAAACUGCUCCCUACCCUCCAAUUCAAUCACAUAAUCAUUCUAUCAUCAGCACUAGCAUAUCUAAUCAUCCCUUCACAUUGUUCCAACAACACAUGUCGAUCAUAUUGCGGAAACAUAACUAUAGAUUACCCAUUUGCCUUGCAAUACGGAUGCGGCCACCCAGGCUUCCGUGACUUACUCUUCUGCAUAAACAAUGUUCUCAUGUUCCACAUAGCAUCAGGCUCCUACAGAGUACUACAAAUCGAUUACGCAUAUCAAGCUCUCACACUUCACGAGCCACAUAUGUCAACAUGUGAAACACUCUUCUUAGGAACCAAAGGUAAUGGUUUCUCAGUCGAACCAUGGCGGGCGCCAUACAUGAACCCAACAUCCGACAACGUUUUCAUGCUCAUUUCAUGUUCUCCUAGUUCACCAUUGUUUCAAGGCUUUCCUGGUAAACACUUGCCUUGUAGAAAUGUUUCUGGUAUGGGCUGUGAAGAGUAUUAUAGUUGUCCUGCUUGGGAUAUGAUGGGCCAUAAAAAGAUAGGCUCAUCGUCAUUUUUCGGGUCUGGCCCGCCGGAGUGCUGCGCGGUUCCGUAUGAGGCUAUUAAGGGGAUUAAUCUAAGUAAGCUGGAGUGUGAAGGUUAUAGUAGUGCUUAUAGUGUUGCGCCGUUGAAGGUUGAUGGGCCUGGUGAUUGGGCUUAUGGGAUUCGUGUGAGGUAUUCUGUUCAAGGGAGUGACGAGUUUUGCGGUGCAUGUCAGGCUACUGGGGGUAGUUGUGGGUAUGGUUCUGAUGGGAUUAGACAAGUUUGUAUGUGUGGGAACUUCAAUUCAACUUCAAAUUGUGAUUCAGUGGGCUUAUUAUCGUCGGGAGCAAGGUCUAUGAAGCUGAAAAUGUUUGCAGGUUUUUUGAUCUAUUUGCUAGCAUGGAUGACAGCCAGCUGGAUUUGA
Molecule: messenger RNA, 936 nt
Organism: Lathyrus sativus (Indian pea)
Lineage: Eukaryota; Viridiplantae; Streptophyta; Magnoliopsida; Fabales; Fabaceae
Source: the annotation of a GenBank genome assembly